This is a messenger RNA of Gopherus flavomarginatus (Mexican gopher tortoise), 5950 nucleotides long. RefSeq names its product dynein axonemal assembly factor 8 (gene DNAAF8). Gene Ontology annotation, cellular component: dynein axonemal particle. Lineage: Eukaryota; Metazoa; Chordata; Testudines; Testudinidae. Gene Ontology annotation, molecular function: dynein complex binding. The record is from RefSeq and is a predicted model, not a curated record. The coding region runs from base 101 to 5239 and encodes 1712 amino acids. The transcript has 32 exons.
CGGGGCAAGCGGCUGGGAAGCGGCGCGGGGGCUCUGAGGUGUGAUUGGCAUGUGCUGAAGCCUUUUUGCCUGUGAGUUGGUUAUAUGAGAGCUAUUUCAAAUGGCAUCAGAAGGACAAAGCCAGGAAAGAGAGGAUCCAUCUGAGGAUCUUACAACCCAUUUCCGGGGCAACAGAACCUCACACUGGGGAGCCAUCCUCUCUGCAGUGAAAGACCAAAUCCCAUCUCUGGACUCUGACACCUCCGCGUCUGAUUGUGAUGAAGAUGGGGAGCUGUUCAUCUUCCAGCGAGAUCUACCCAAUCUGAUUCCUGACUUGUCGGAAGAACUGACAGAUCUUUCUCCAGGAGACCCAGACAUGCAGCAAAUAUUAGAAUCUGUGGGACACUCCAGAGAGACCUGGAAUGGAGACCUAGAAAGUUCAGUUCUUCGGAAAGAAAUGGAUGUUACCCAAGCUGUGCGAAGAGAAAAUGUGCGAGCAGUAAGAGAUCAGACACCUGCUUUUGCUAACCUGACUGAAGAAACUUCAAGCCAACAGAGAGCAGUCCUUGCAGAUCCUACAGAUCAAACUGUCAGAGGGAAAGAACUGGGCAAGGAAAAAGACAGGGAAACAGAAGGCUUUUGGAUUAAUAAAGUACUGUCUAUGAAAGAGCCAUAUUUUGUAGAUGCAAACAACAGUCAAGAGAGACGAAAGAUGAUAGAAACAAAAAUACUCUCAAAGGUGACCUUAGAGGCACCGUCUGGAGAUGGAGGCAAUUCAGAGCUAAAAACAAAAUCACCAUUGGACACUAUCAGUGACAAUCUAGAAAGAAUCACUCAAGCAGAAAAUGAGCAAGGAGCCACUUCAGCUGAACACCCUCAAGGGCUGAUGCUCUUUUCAUUGCAGGAUAUCGAGAAGUGGGAUCUAGACAAGAUUCUUGAGGACCUGGAGGAGCAGAAAGACAGUAGAACUCACUCAGAGGAGCCUGCUCUUCCUUCAAAGGAUCAUAAGGCCUUGAUUGCUAGAUCUCAAAGUAGGCUCAUGGAAAAGCUAGAAGAGUUGUGUGCCAAGCAAUCCAAGGCAUUGUCUCCACGCCACAGGAAGCCAUUGGCCACACUUGCUCACUUUCAAGAACACCAAGGAGAUCAGAAAAAAGUUGUCUUCCCGCCACCUCCCUGGAGCUGUCAAAGUAUGGACAUGCCAGAACUGCAGUGUACAGCAGAGCCCCCAACAGUGUACAUUGAUUUACGGGAUGCUAAACCACACAAAUCAGUGUUACCAUCCAUUGAAAAUCAAAGCUUGAAUGACAGCUCUACUGAAGAUGAGGAGGAUACAACAGUUAAGGAUGAACAGAAAACACAGGAGAGAAUGCAAGAUUCUUCCCAAGGACCAUGGGAUUGCACUGGGAAAAGCCUGCUGUUGCAGCAACUCCGUAACUUCCGUAAAGAAGCAUCUCAGCCUCUUGCUAACGAGGCCUCUAAGCAGGUGCUAAGAGAUGAAGGAGUGAGCCAGGAUCUUGAGAGCCCAGAAGAGAUGGGCACCCUGAAAAUCAGGAGAAAACGCUAUCUAAGAGUGAGAGGGGAAGCAAAUAAGGUGACUUCCAGGUGGCUGGUGCACUCAGACUCACAGAGGGGAAAUCCUCCCUUGCCAAACCAUGUGAAACAUAGAGCUGAUCCUUCAAGGGAAAACCAGAAAGAGACUGAAGACACUCUGCAUUCAGGAAGUGCUCCAGAGCCCCCUCUAAAUAAAGCAGCAGAAUCCCCAAGGGCAGAAGAAAGCCUGAGAGAGCUGUCCCUAAAGAAAAAGCAGAUGAAAGAGAAGCACAGGAGGCAGAGACUCCAGGAGCAGCUGGAGCGAUUGCAGCCUCAACACUCAGUCACUGGAAAGCAGCCUAUGGCAGAGAAAACUCCUGUUUUGUUUCACCUGGAAGCGUCUUAUUUGCCAGCUAUUAACACGUUGCCUAGUGCAGACAGCGCUAACGGUGAGAAGCUUCUCAUGACGAUUUGGCUCGCCAGUUGUGGACAGGUAGCCAUGUGUGGUCAGCACAGUGGACGCUUCCCAGACACUGUCUUGACAGCAGCCAGCAUCUACCAGGCUCUUGUUACCUGGCUUCUCUCCCUGGUACCUCCCUCAAAAGUGAAAGGUGGGCUCAAAGCCCCGUUUCAGGUGUUGGGUCUGCAGCAGGUCUGGCGAGAGGAUGGGCUGGCACUCUACGCUUGCCUAAUUCCAACAGAGGAAUCUCUGGCACAGAACAGCACCAAGAUCCGGAAGCAUAAAGCUAAGGAAGCUCUUCGAGGAACAACCAUUUUUUACCAGCAGAUGUCUGCGUACCUCUCCCAUACAUGGCUUCCAAAUGUUAUCUGGUGGAGCAGAGAACUGACCAGUCGCCUCCAGAACCAGCUAUACCCACUCCUUCCAGAGAUUCCCGCUGUACGGCUCAACUGCAUCACCACUAUUAACCCUGACCCUAAGGCAGUGGAGAAAGCAUUUGCAAUGCCAGCUGGGUUCUACUGGCAGACAGUAGAGACUGAUGAAAAAUACUUCCCUGACAGUAGUGACAUUGGGGCCAGUACAGAUAUAGACACUGAGGUUGCUGUGACGUUGCUCUUUGAAACCCUACUCCGAACUCCUUUGGCUGUCCAUCACAUGUUACAGCUGAUCCUGAGCUCUGGUUUGGAUAUCUGUGGGCUCCGCCUGCUCUAUCCCCAGCACAGCAUGCUGCUCGCUAGCACAGACAAGCUGCCUUCUACUUAUGAUCCAGAGGCUGGCAAGGCUCCACCUGUGCUGGCUUUAGGCUUGAGAGGGCCGAAAGCAGGUAGUGCCUUACAAGAUAUCAUAGGGCCCUCGGAUCCACAGCUGGCCAGCAUGACAGACUGCGGCUCCAUCAAUGCCAUCUACUGCAGGAGCCAAGCCGAGCCCCUCGCAUACCUGCCCCAUACAGACAGCCGUGUGCACAGGGAGCUGUGCCUCUUGUUCGGAGGGAGAGCAUGCUGUGAUGAAGUGCUUCAUGUUGGUGUCCAGAAUCCUGCCUGCAAAUAUAACAAAUCAAGACCUCAGAGUCCUUCAUUUAACAGAGCAAAUGCUGACCAAGAGAGGGCUGAUCUGCAGGACAUGGCACUGUCCAGACCUCCGGCAACACUGGUCUCGACCACCAAAGGGGAUGUCAUUUUGGUCGUGUCACCUGCUGUGCCUCCUCAUGCAUAUGGGGAUGUGAUUUCAACCUGUACUCAGAGAGGCUUUACUCUGCAGGGAAUCAAGCAGCUGCGACUUUCUCCCAAGCGAGCCAUCAUGCUUAGCAUGACAACAAGUCAGAUGGCUGUAUUUUGCCCUAACAAGACUUCAAGUCUCCCUGAUGGGAGAUCCUCAAGAGAAGAACUUCCUGCUGAGCCACGCUUGCACUGUCUGAUUUUACUACUGAGAAAGGAGAAUGCUGGCCAUCAUGUUCCUGCAUUGGUGAAAGGGCUGAUGAAAGAAAUGGCAGAACGAGGCCUCCUUGGGGAGGUACGAAGCAACUUGCCUCCCAGUGCUGAACUGGAACCUGCAUUGUGUAUUCACGUGGCUCCCUAUACUGACAGCUUGUUGCAGACACUGGGAGGCAAUCUCAGUGCAGUGCCAGACUCAUGUAAUGUUCCUCUGGAUCUUUUAUGCCACCGAACCUACGCCUUGGAUCCUGAAAUGGAACAAGUUGUCAUCCUGACACUGAUUGGAAAGGAAGCCAUGAAGAGUGCUGGUCAUCUUCUUUGCCAAAUCCUUCACCCUGGCUUCCUGAAGCAAGCUCAAAACCCAGAAGGACUUGACCCAGGGUUUGAGCUUCUGAGCCUCAAGUGGUUGCCCCAGCUCACUCGGAGUCAGGCCAAAGAAGUAACCCCUUUCGAGGUGGGAGAUACCUCCUGGCAAAGAAGCAUCAAUAUGCUGAUGUCCAGCCCAGCCCUCAUCUGUGCUCUGCGGAGGGUCAAUGCCUUUGGGGUUCUUGCUGAGAUGCUGAAGAAGCUGACGCUGCUGGGAGACAAGCCAAGCACUAACACUAGUGACCUUCAGAGAGUGAUGGCCUUGACCCCAGAGAUGGCCUUCAGGCAGGCAGUCCUCUUCUUCACCGAGAAAGAGUUCAUAUCUGAUUGCAAACGUCGCCCUGCUAUGAAGUACCUGCCACCAUAUGGCAGAAGUUCCAGGGCUGAAGGGGGAGAGACUCGGAGAGGCCACGCAGAGUCAUUGUUCACCUACAUGCAAGCAGGAGCCCAGCUUCUAUGUACUGUCUUGCUGAUCAAACCUGGUGUCUGGGCUCGUAGCCUUGCUAGAAUCCUCCGAAAACUAGACCUAGAAAAAUUCAGCCUUGUUGGGAUGAAACACAUAAGCCUGAAACCAGACAUUGUCUUAGGAUUCCUCUCAUCUGAAGCUAAACAGGAGCCUUCAAUUUUAGAAGCUCACUGCAGCUACCUCACCUCUGGUUCCUCCCUUGUAUUGUGCCUGCAGAGAGAGAAUGCUGUAAAGAAACUGGUAGAUUUAUUGGGCCCAGAGGACCCUGUGCUGGCUCAAACACUAGACCCAUGCCUUUGGAGGGCUCAGUAUGGUGCCAGCUCAAUACAAAAUGGAUUUUACGGCUCCAGAUCCUAUCACGCUGCUGUCCGAGAUACAAAGUUGUUUUUUCCAGAAGGGCUGUGCUGUGCCGAUUGGCAGGUGCUAAAGGAAGAAGAGAUUUGUAACAUGAAAUGUGACCCGAUAGUCAGAACGGAAAUCAGCAAGCGGCGCAGGAUUGUAAAACAUGAAACAAGAAGGCAACUCAAUUUCCUGGGCUCCGAGCAGCAGCGUAGUCUAGACCUGCCAUUGCUUGAUACACUCUGCCAAACCACUUGCCUGAUACUUCCCGGGAUAAUCCUUCAGGGUUCAGAGCACCCGCCUUACCUUGGACUGCUAGACCAGCUGGUUGGCAGAGAUUUCAGAGUGACAGGGCUACGGCUCACCGUGCUGGACAAAUCACAGGCUCGCCUCAUCUCUGAGACUCUGAGCACUGAGGGGUGCAACAUUUCAACAAUGCAUUCCCUAUUGGACGGGGCAUGUCUGGUGGUCGCAGCACAGCGAGACAAUGCCGUUAUUUGCUUUGACUCCCUGCUGGACAGUGGCCGCUGGCAGAAGCAGGCUGUGCUGAACUGCAUGCAGCAUCUUCUGUAUCCCCAAACGGAGAAACAGGCUGAAGAGCUCCUUUGUUGCCUUUUUGACUCCUUAACAACUGACAGCUUCUACCGCAUCGAAACCCAGGAUUCCUAGCCAGGAUUUUCUGUUCUCCUGACCAGCCCAAAUGCAAAUCCCAUCACGGGUAUCAGCACAGGUGCACGCCCUCAGGACUCCACUGGUAGAACAGCCUUGUAACCAUUUGUUAUUAAAAUGUCAAGCCCAGAGUGUGGUAUUUGCAUCACUAAAUUGAAGUAGGGGGUGAUCAGAGAAAUAAUCAGUCAACACAGGAGCUGUGGUUUCGAGGGCUUUGAUUUGAAAGGGAACUUGUCUGUGCAGCACAAAGAAAAUUACAGAGCAUUCCUCCAUCUGGAGAACACUUUGGAGGCAGAGCACAUGCAAAGAGUAGAACUUUCUCUGUGCUUGUUAUUCUGUCUAUUCCCCGGGAGCCAUUUGAAUGGGUACAUGGGACCCAUCUUAUUCUCCCCAAAGGAAACUGGGAGAAGACUCUGUUUUUGCUAAUCACCAGCUUGUCCCUUGUGGAAGGGCCUGCUGCUUUCUUGUCUGGGUCGAAGGUCAGCUGCAGGCAGGGGAGAUGGGCUAUGGCAAGAAUAGGGAGGAAUCAGCCUUAUACUGCAGCAAAAUUAAACAUUUGAGGCCCUCUCAUAAUUACUCUGAAUGUCUGAAGAUUCCCAUAGGGCUAUUUUAGUCACUUGGGGUAAGGGUUACGAUGCAUUCCUGCUCCCAUUGAAGCAAUGAGAAUUAGACCAAGAGGAGUAUGAUCAACUGCUAUCCUCAGCUGUCUUU